AGGGGCGACAGCGGCGAGCCCGAGUCCCGCGAUGACGCGCCGCAUUGCUUCUUCGCCCGCAGGCUGGCGCACACCACGCUUCCGGCCAUCAUCCCUGCCCGUCAUCACAGCCGCUUGUGGGCCCGCGAGCAACAAGCACAAGGCUCGCGCUUCGUCUGCACUCCUUGUCUCAACGCCUUUCGCCAGUCAGCGAGACACAGCGCCUGCUGGAGCGCCGACGAUGUACCACGAUCUCUCGCUGAGCUUCCCAGCCAGCGCCUCGUUCCCCGCGGCCUCCUCCUCUCGCUCGGGCCAGGGCGCAGCGGGAGCUGCAGCGAAGGGCAAGGGCAAGGGAAAGGGAAAGGAGAAGGAGCUGCCUGGUGGUGCUGCCUCUGCCGCGCCGGCCGAGCACGAUGCUCUGGCGGCACUCUCGUCUGAGCAGCACCGGCGGCUGCAUGCACUGACUGCGGACAUGGCGGAGCUUGGCUUCUCGACCGUUGCGUUCAACCACGUCGUGAACACGCGCUACUCCGGCCAGGUCAACCCCUUUGCGACCGCCGCCGCCACGCUCGGCGAGCGCAGCCGGCCCGUCUUCCCGGAGCUAGCCCCGAGAAGCAGCGGCACCGCGAAGGGUAAGGAGCGUGAGGCUAGCAUCGCGCAGCUACAGCGCCUCACCAUCACGCUCGACGACGAGACCAUGAAGGGCAAGGGCCUCGGCCUGAUCUCGUCGGCCACCAUGUCGCUGCUCUCGUGGGAUCUCCUCUCCGUGAUGCCGACGACGGAAGCCACCUUCUCGCUUGCGUGCCUCACGCUCACCGAGCUCAAGCCCAUGUCGAUUGACAUCAUCGCGCUCGACCUGUCGGCGUCGUCGCGUCUGCCGUUCCACCUGAAGCGCUCAACGGUCUCAAAUGCGCUCGAGAAUGGCGCUGUGUUCGAGAUCGCGUACACCGCGAUGCUCGACGACGAGGACGGGCGGCGGAGGCGCAACAUCGUGAGCGCGGGCCGGGACCUCAUCCGCAUCACCGGCGGCAAGGGCAUCAUCCUCAGUAGUGCGGCUUCCGAGCUGCUGGGCGUCCGCGGGCCGAACGAUGUGAUGAACCUCGCAUCUCUCUUCGGGCUCUCGCCUCAGGCGGCACGAGACUGCAUCACCUCGACGGCUCGCUCGCUUCUGAUUCGCGCCGAGACGCGCAAGACCUAUCGCGGCAUCCUCUCCAAGCCCGAGCUCGGCGCGAGCGCAAUACCCGGCAUCGACGUGCCGCUCGCUGCGCCCGUGCACAGUACAGGCGCACCGCCGGACCCGGCCACCGACAUGGCGCUGCCGAACGCGGGCAGCCGCAAGCGCAAGGAGGCGGACGACGUCGACGCGCGGCCGCGCAAGCUGUCCAAGGCAGAGAAACGUGCUCGCAAGGUCUCUGCAGGCUGAUGUGUAGCGCAACUGAUGAUUAAGCAC
Tilletiopsis washingtonensis is the source of this 1429-nucleotide messenger RNA. RefSeq names its product PHP domain-like protein. NCBI's taxonomy places the organism in Eukaryota, Fungi, Basidiomycota, Exobasidiomycetes, Entylomatales. Gene Ontology annotation, cellular component: nucleolar ribonuclease P complex. Gene Ontology annotation, molecular function: RNA binding. The transcript is spliced from 5 exons. Gene Ontology annotation, biological process: tRNA processing. The record is from RefSeq and is a predicted model, not a curated record. The coding region runs from base 32 to 1402 and encodes 456 amino acids.